AUGGACAUCAAGUUUUGCAAGACCAACCUCCUCAUUGAGCACAAGGAGUUGGAUGGGAGACCCCCUGUGUACACAUUAGUUGGGCAUGAGGAUGAUUGCGAGAAGAGGAGCCUGAGCUCGAUCGAGCUGAGGAUCGAGCUGAGGAUCGAGCUGAAAUCAGGUCCAGGAGAGCGGAUUUGGGUGAGCCUGAGUGCUACUACUUUGAGGAGUAUGAGGCUCCAAGGAUGA
Microthlaspi erraticum is the source of this 228-nucleotide messenger RNA. The record is from the annotation of a GenBank genome assembly. Lineage: Eukaryota; Viridiplantae; Streptophyta; Magnoliopsida; Brassicales; Brassicaceae.